Setaria italica (foxtail millet) is the source of this 1215-nucleotide messenger RNA. Its product is annotated as protein PYRICULARIA ORYZAE RESISTANCE 21. The coding region runs from base 130 to 828 and encodes 232 amino acids. Lineage: Eukaryota; Viridiplantae; Streptophyta; Magnoliopsida; Poales; Poaceae. Gene Ontology annotation, molecular function: metal ion binding. The transcript has 3 exons. The record is from RefSeq and is a predicted model, not a curated record. Gene Ontology annotation, biological process: regulation of defense response to fungus.
CAGCUUUCAGCAUAUCCAGGCUUAUAUAAGAACACACAAGGCUCAUCCCUGCACCAUUACCUUGUUCGUCCUCCCACCCCUGCGGACUCCUCUCCCUUGCUUUCAGCAACGCUAGCUCAUAGUUGAAAGAUGGGUAUAUUGGUUAUCACGGUGGACCUGGAAUGCUGCCGCUGCAGAGCCAAGAUCACCAAGGUCCUGAACUGCCUCAAAGAGGAGUUUUGCAUCGAGAAGAUAGAGUUCGAAGACAAGAACAAGAAGGUAGUGGUGCGCGGGAAAUUCGACGCCGAGAAGCUCUGCAAGAAGGUCUGGUGCAAGGCCGGCAAGUUCGUCAAGGAGAUCGUCAUCGCCGAGGUCUGGCCGAUGCCACCGCCGCCCAAGCCCUGCAAACCUUGCAAGGAGGAGCCAAAGUCUGACCCUGGCAAGGCCGCCAAGCCUGUGAAAUGUGACUGUGACCAUUGCUGCAAGGUGAAGGCUGAGAAAUGUGAGCCUGAGUCUUGCAAGCCUAAGACUAAGCCUGAGCAAGAGAAAACCAAGCCUCCGACGGCGCCCAAGACAGAGUACAAGCUGGUGCCCUACCCGUACCCGUAUCCGCUGUCGUAUUACCCGGCGAUGUGCCCGAGCUGGCCGCGGCAGUGCCCGCCUCAGCAGCAGUGCCAGGGCUGCCAGAAGCCGCCGCCACCGCCACCGCCGUGCAGCUGUUCCAACCACGGCAGCUGCGGCUGCCACGGGACACCGCCAGCUUGGCCAACGCAGCCGCCGGUCUGGCCGCCGCCGUGGGGCAGCUCCUGCAAUAUCGUCACCGAGGACAACUCGUGCUCCGUCAUGUGAUCCAUUGCUGGCUGCUUAUCAUCUGUCGCUGAUGUGCUGUAUGCUAUACAGUUGGUACUUUUCCCCCUGUGUUUUUACUCGGCAAAUGAACCUCGGUGACCUGAAUAAUCCGACACUAUAGUUCGGUGCUAUUCAUGUUCGAUCUGUAUGUAGGUGAAGUUAUUGUGCUGGUUUGCCGCGCGCGCGAUCGAUUUGUUAUGCGCAAGUGUCAUCUUUAAUUUUGAUUUUGAAAUGUAACGUUGAUGUUUUUUAUACCGUAAUUGUGUAAGUCCCAGUGGCCAAUGCAACAAGAAUUUGCCGAGCUGUGGUGUAAAAUUUCAUAGAUGUCCCUGCAAAUUUCUGUCUCCCCCACAAAGUGUAUAUUAAUGAAUCAUAGGUCAAGGUCAA